This is a messenger RNA of Didymodactylos carnosus, 1095 nucleotides long. Lineage: Eukaryota; Metazoa; Rotifera; Eurotatoria; Philodinida; Philodinidae. The record is from the annotation of a GenBank genome assembly.
AUGUCCUCUUCAGAAGGUACGAUACACGAGAACGAUAAUUCUUAUCCUUCCGAACAACAUGAUACUUCACGAGACGAACAAGAGUUGUUUGACGCUGUCGAAUCGAACAAUGUAAUUGUCGUCGAGAAUUUGAAACCAGAUAGACUUCGACACUUAUGUCAAGUUCGUCGACGGUUUGUCUCUCAGUGGUCCGCACCAGACCAAGAACUUCAAACAGCUUAUCAACGUGCAUGUCUUCUCGGUCGUAGUGAUAUUGCCAAAUGCAUGUUAAAUGCCGGUGUACCAGUCAAUCAACAGUUUGAAGGUGGUGAUUCAGGAUCGACGAUGCGCGAUGCAUUCCUUUUUGCUUGUCAGUCUAAUUCCAUGCCGACCAUUGAAACUCUAAUAGCGGCUGGUGGAUCGAUCGACAAAUGGGGUUCGUGUUCGAUUCAAUAUGCCAACGAUUUUCUGCCUGGUAUGCGUCAUUUUCCUUCUCCUUCUUUCGAUGGAGUAUCCUUUUCUUGGGAGAAUCUCUACCCAAUUCAUGUGGCUAUUGUCUAUAACAAUACUGAUCUCUUGAAAAAAUUACUCACACCAUGGACAAACCAACUGUUAACAAGAGCGGAUCUUACUCCGUUACAUGUUGCUUGUCUGCUGAAUCGAUCUUUGACUAUGAUCGAUCUGCUACUUUCGUGUGACGAGACCAUUGCGGCACUAACAGCUAAAACAUACCAUGGUCGAUUUCCAGAUGAGCUUGCUACUGAUCAAACACUAAUCGACUAUCUUCGACCGACACGUAUGUCUGCAUAUGCGGAAAUAGAGAAAAAUCGCCAGGUAUAUCAUCAGCAGAAUUUACUUGCCUUUGAAAAUGGUAAGGUUUUUCAAAUUUUCAUUAAAACUUUAACCGGUAAAACGAUAACAAUUGACGUGACGAAGUGCAACACUGUCACAGAUUUGAAAGCCAAAAUUCAAGACAAAGAAGGGAUUCCACCGGAACAGCAACGACUGAUCUAUGGUGGCAAACAAUUGCAAGAUCAUCAGUGGCUGAGUGAUUAUAACAUUACAAAGGAGGCGACUCUUCAUCUAAUCCUUCGUAUGCGUGGCGGUUACCGUUGA